AUCGCUUUAUCCCAGCACGGAUGCCGUGUCCUCACACCCACGAUCCCGGGCUGAGCUGGCUGUGCCCCAUGUGGAGCUGCCGAUGUCGCAGGAGCGCGGCGUGCAGGAGCGGCCGGAGAGUCGUGAAGAAGAUGACAGAAAAGUAAGGAGGAGAGAAAAGAAUCGAGUUGCUGCACAGAGGAGCCGGAAGAAGCAAACUCAAAAAGCAGAUAAACUUCACGAGGAAUAUGAGUCUCUUGAGCAAGAAAAUACCUCCCUGAAAAGAGAAAUCGGAAAGCUAACAGAUGAAAUGAAACACUUGAGUGAAGUGUUGAAGGAUCAUGAAAAGAUCUGUCCACUAUUGCACUGCACCAUGAACUUUGUGACCAUACCAAGGCCUGAUGCACUUGCCAGCUGCCUACCAAGAUGAGUGCUCUCCUCAAUCACCUCUCAGUGUGAUGUGUGAAAAUACCAUUAACAGGAGGUUUCAAGAACUACCUAGAGUGCAGUUUUUCCAUUGAAGAGGGCUGGACUCGACCAUGCAGCUCUACUCCACGUUGAAUUGUUACAGUCUUCUGAAUCUCAGGAAAACACCAGUAUGGAAAAAAAGACAAUUUGAACAGCAGCUUCUAACUUGGUAGACUCUUCAAGCCAUGGUUUUGCCUUUGGAAAUAUCAAAGUGCUGUGCAGCCCGCUAUGGAGCGAUGGAGUGUAGACAGGAAAAAGUACCAAUCUCAGUCUGGGAUGCCUUCCUCCCACACAUCCACUGCCCAGUAACCCUUUGUCACUUGUCACCCAUGCCUGUCAUGAUCUGGCUGCUGGGUUUUAUCUCUCUAAACAGGUUUGGUUAAUAAAAGUGAUGUCUCAUCUCCAUAAUGUUCUCCACUUUCUUCAGUAAUUGAUGUCUUUAUAGCAUCUCUGCUUUUCAUUUGCAGGUUAAUGCCAAAGUCUAAUGCUAAUCUUCCUGUUAGUUGUUCUAUUAUUUACUUAUCGCCUCUUCAUUGGUUCCUCUUUUGAAUGUGUGUAACAAAGGAGUUUUCAUGGUCUUUAAUAUUCCAAAUCAUCAGCCCUGCUGUCAUUAGUCCUUGGAGUGUUUUAUGUCCUAAAAUAUGGCUUGGUCAGUUUCAGAUGAUGAUUCUCUGCUCUGUAUGGAAGAAAAGCAAACAGAGUUUGAUGGUUUUAAACAUUGUUUGAAAAAGUAGAUUUUAAAAUUUACUCUGUUAAUGCACCCACUGGAAAUGAACAAGUAUCUUUAUCCUUCCUUCA
Messenger RNA from Camarhynchus parvulus, 1245 nucleotides. RefSeq names its product basic leucine zipper ATF-like transcription factor 3 (gene BATF3). The coding region runs from base 83 to 409 and encodes 108 amino acids. Gene Ontology annotation, molecular function: RNA polymerase II cis-regulatory region sequence-specific DNA binding; DNA-binding transcription factor activity, RNA polymerase II-specific. The transcript has 3 exons. The record is from RefSeq and is a predicted model, not a curated record. Gene Ontology annotation, biological process: regulation of transcription by RNA polymerase II. Gene Ontology annotation, cellular component: nucleus. NCBI's taxonomy places the organism in Eukaryota, Metazoa, Chordata, Aves, Passeriformes, Thraupidae.